Molecule: messenger RNA, 4230 nt
Organism: Lethenteron reissneri (Far Eastern brook lamprey)
Lineage: Eukaryota; Metazoa; Chordata; Hyperoartia; Petromyzontiformes; Petromyzontidae
Product: mucin-2-like
Source: RefSeq, a predicted model, not a curated record
UCUCCCCUCUGCAACAGCAGCUGUAGCAUCAGCAGCAGUAGCAGCAGCAGCAGUGGCAUCAGUAGCAGAAGCAGCAUCAGCAAAAGUAGCAUCAGCAGUUGCGAAAUCAUUUCAAAGCAGGAAGCAAAGCGUCUCAGUCUUCAAGACCUCCACAGAUGAUAGCCUUCCAUCGCCAUCGAUGUCAUAAGUUGAACAAUUCAUUGGCCAUAAUUAAAUUAGCUUAACUUUCCAUUUUUUUGUGAAUACGUUAACGAUAACGCCUGUAAUUGGUGUUUUAUGAAGUUCAUUAUUUUUUACUGAUAUUAUACGAAGCCUUAUUUAGGUUUCAUUUUUAAGAGUGGAUUCGAGUGCAGGUUACAGAAGACGGCCAUGCGGUGGUUGGGGAGUUUCCUGCUGCUUACAGGAUGGUGGAUGGUGGUUGCGGCAAAUUCUGACCAUCCAAGCGAUGUGACAACGGUGACGGGGGUUUUGACCACGUUGAACGCAGUCAACCCCUCCGCCAGCACAUCUCGUCUACUAACAAAUCCCGCCACGACACACAUACCACCAUCGAUGGCAACCGUCACACAGCCGACACAACAAAUAACUACUCUCAAUAAAAACAACAACGUCGCAUCAUCACCAUCAUCAACAGUACCAUCAUUAUCAACCCCAUUAUCAUCAACACAACCAUCAUCAACGCCACCCUCAUCAGCCACAUCAGCAGCAGCGGCAGCAGCGGCAGCGGCGUCACCAGCCGCAAUAGAAAACACUUCUUCAAACGCAGUUGCCACAUCGGCAACUAACCCAGCAUCCACCCCUGCAAACACCAACACCACCACCCCCGCAAACACCAACACCACCACCCCCGCAAACACCAACACCACCCCCACGAACACCAACACCACCAACCCCACGAACACCACCACCACUCCCGCAUAUGAGGCCAACAUCACCCCUUCCCCCAGUACGAACGCGACGGAGUUACCCAACAACGCGAGCAUCACGCUGCAGACUGCCAAUUCCUCCACGGUCACCCCCAAGUCGCCCCUCUCCUCCUCCUUCUCGUCGCCCUCAUCGUCCACCUUCCCAUCCGCCACUCCCGGCGUGUCUCGGGACGCUGCCACCGUGAACGGCACUGACACGACUCCGCCCUCGGCGUCGGAAGCCGCGAGUUCGAGUGUGACCACUGCUGGUGGUGAUAUCAAUACUAAUAAUACGAAUAAUCGAUUCGACGCAUCCACUGCCAAGACCGCGACGACACAGGAUGCGAGUGAAGGUGGAGUGCCGGUCGACGAUCGUGGCAUCGACGACGGCAGCAUAACUCCGCCACCGUCGACUGCUCGCCCAAGCAAGACCGAGGCCGUGACCGAGCCCGACAGCUCCGACAGCGGCCACCAGGCGGCGGGUGCCGAGCGUCCGGGCGGGCCGCGUCACAACGUGCGCACCGUGCUGCUCGCCGUGGGCUGCUCGUGCCUCGUGCUGCUCGUGUCCGCAAUGCUGCUCUACAGCAAGCGGCGCACGCGCAACAAGAGCUGGUACGUCCACAACGACCACCAGGUGCUCGAGAACCCCUGCUACGAGAACGGUUGCCACGACAACGGCGGGAACAGCAACGGCGGUUGCCACGACAACCCGGCGAUGGAGGCGAUCGCGGGCGGCCCGUCAGCGGCGGCUGCUGCGGCUGCGGCAGACGGCUGGCCCGACGAGGCGUGGGGGUGCGACACGGGCCCCCCGCUCCGCCCACCCGGCCGGGCCACGCCCGCCAGGGUGGUGGCGUCCCCCUCGGUGGGAGUUGACGCGUGGGUCGUGCCGCUGGACAACGUGAGCUCGGGAGACGACCCGCUCGCUGGCCUCAUGCAGGACACGCGCCUGUGACGUGCACGUUUGCGCGCCUGUGACGCGCACGCUUGCACGCACGCGGGCACGCGGGCACGCGGGCGCCCCCUCGUGGCAGCAGCGUCCCUACCGGCAGCAGCACCAACAGCAGCGCUCGCAGCGCCAGUAGCAUGAGAAUAGCACGAGCAGAGCCAGCAGCAGCACUAGCAGCACCAGGAGCAGCAGCACUAGCAGCACUAGCAGCACGGACAGCACCAACAGCCGCAGCACCACCAGUAGCAGCACUAGUAGCACCAGGAGCAGCAGAACUAGCAGCACGGGCAGCACCAACAGCAGCAGCACCACCAGUAGCAGCACUAGUAGCACCAGGAGCAGCAGCACCAGCAGCACCGGCAGCACGGGCAGCACCAACAGCAGCAGCACCACCAGUAGCAGCACUAGCAGCACCAAGAGCAGCAGCACCAGCAGCACCGGCAGCACGGACAGCACCAACAGCAGCAGCACCACCAGUAGCAGCACUAGCAGCAGCACAAGGGACAGCAACAGCAGCGGCACUAGCAGCACCAGGAGCAGCAGCACUAGCAGCACUAGCAGCACGGAGAGUACCAACAGCAGCAGCACCACCAGUAGCAGCACUAGCAGCAGCACAAGGGGCAGCAGCGGCACUAGCAGCACCAGGAGCAGCAGCACUAGCAGCACUAGCAGCACGGAGAGUACAAACAGCAGCAGCACCACCAGUAGCAGCGAUAACAACGCCACCAGGACUAGAACAGCCCUAGCACCGCCAGUAGCAGCAGCAGCAGCAAUAACAGCGCCAGCAAGACUAGCAGCAACAGCAGCAUCAGCAGGAUUAGCACAGCACCCGAUCAGUGCGGCUUCGGGCAGUGGUUCUUAAUCUUUAUUGCAGCCCUUGCACUCCUUGGGUAUCAAUCGUAAAAAAAUAUAUAACGUUAAUAAGUACGUAGGUUUGAUGAAACAAAGUAGUUGAACUUACGUGCCCUUGCUUAAUUUGUGUUUCGAUGAUUUACCUUCUAAAAAAGAAAUCUGAGCGUGUCUCGCACCCCCGUAAAGGGCAUCUCGCAACCCCAAGGGGUGCACGUCAGAGGUCGCAACCGGGUACCCGAUACCCGGCUACCCGUACCCGGCCGGGUACGGGUACCCGUUUGCGACCCUGGUGCGGCCGGGUACGGGUUACGGGUAGUCCGUGAGUCACUGGUGAGUCACCUGUUUGUCACUCAUUUCCCAACGUCUCGUCUCUUCUCACAAUUCAAGUUCCUAGAAUCAACCCACCCGCGCCUGCAACAUGGCUUCAUUCCAGAGGUCGCAAUCAGGUACCCGAUACCCGUACCCUACCCGUACCCGGCCGGGUACGGGUACGGGUACGGCCGGGUAAGGGUACCCGUUUGCGACCCUGGUGCGGCCGGGUACGGGUACGGGUAAGGAAUCAAAACCCGUUUGCGACCUUUGGUGCACGUGCACCCCGGGUGAAGAACCACCCCAUGGCUUAAGGGAUGCUUGUAGUGACGGAUGGAAGUUCGUGGAGUGGGGUCCCCGCUUAGUUCGCGGGACUUUGCGUCGUGUGGCCGCGGGGGUGAGGGGGGGGUUCAGUCGAAGUCACGUGCCGCGUUCACCCCCCCACCCUCCCCCUCCUCCCCCUCCACCCCCUCUUUAUCUACUGUUUGAAAUGUUAAAGUCUAGCUCGCUACUGUGGCAGGGACUGUAUUUUGUUUGUAGAUGUGAAGCUUUCGGUAAAGUCACGUAGGUAAAAAUAAAUAAUAAAAUAAAAAUAAUGGAAAUAAUUAUAUAAAUAAAAUAAUAAAUAUUUUAGAAAUAAAAUAAUACAUCUUUUAUUUCUAUUAUUAUUUCUAUUAUUUAUUUAUUUUUGCCUACGUGACUUUACCGAAAAAACCUAAGAGUAUGCAUCUUGUUUAACGUUCUAAACAAGGCAAACGUGUGUGUUUUUUUUAUUUAGGCUUGAGCUAUGAUAUAUAGUGUUAUGGCGGCUAGUUUCUAUGAUAUUUGUUAAAUGACAGUUGUAUUAUGUUAUAAGGAUGUCAGUAACUAUUAUUAGCUGAUGUGUUAUUUUAUUUGUUUUACACGCGUAUUAACGUACUCACCUCGUAAUUUAAGCAUCAAUUUUAAAAUGCUUGUGUUGCUUGUGUUCACGACGUAUUGAUUAAGGAUAUCAUCGCGACCGUCUGUAGAAAAAUCGAUGUUAUGACAACGCAUACCUGCUGUAAUGUAAUGGGCAUUUGACCAUGAUCCGGCAAUCGGUUGCAUUUCGAUUUAAAGCUUUCGUGACUGCAGGGAUUCAUCUUCGUGGUUCUUUCGGUAAAGUCACGUAGAAGGGAAGUAAUAAAAUAAUAAAAAUAAAACACAAUAAAAUAAUUCUCACGACGUUUCGGCCACAAC